Messenger RNA from Cucurbita pepo subsp. pepo (vegetable marrow), 1699 nucleotides. RefSeq names its product E3 ubiquitin-protein ligase RSL1-like. The record is from RefSeq and is a predicted model, not a curated record. Gene Ontology annotation, biological process: protein ubiquitination. Gene Ontology annotation, molecular function: nucleic acid binding; ubiquitin-protein transferase activity; zinc ion binding. Lineage: Eukaryota; Viridiplantae; Streptophyta; Magnoliopsida; Cucurbitales; Cucurbitaceae.
ACUCCGGCCGACCAGACCUCUCAGAAUCCCGACGGGGAAGACUUAAACGCCGUAGUUUCCGCGCAGCUUCGUGAUCUCAUGGACGCCCUUGCACUCGAUUCGGACCAUGAAUUUUCCUAUAAACUUCCAAUCGAAGAAGCUCUCGACGCAUCACUCGCUUCCUCUGCCUCUUCCUUCACUCCUCUGCCAGAAUUUCAAGAACUCGAAGGGAAUGAUAUCACGACAAUCGGUACGCUCCACUCCAGUGAACUCGGGGAAUGCGAUCAAAUAUUCCAAGAAUGGCUGCAAUCGGCGUUCGACACUCGCAGGACUCACGAUUCCGGGGAGAUUCUAAAUAUUCCCGAUGGUGACUUGAGUGAGCGCGGAUAUAGUAUUGAGAAAUCCUUCGGGGAGGGAUCCUCGAAGAGCGAGGAGAAUCAGGGCGUUUCUAGCCUCUAUUUCAAGGGUCUUGUAAGUGAGGUAGGGAUUGGAAUAGGUGUUGCGAUUUGUAAUCCAAAGAAUGAAUUAGUCUUCGAGGUGAAACGACGUCUUGUAGGAAACGAAAGGAGCAAAAUGGUGGCUGAGUGUAAGGCUUUGAUUGCAGGGCUGAACGCAGCUAUUGAUUUGGAAUUGAAGCAACUUUGUUUUUACUGCGAUUACUAUCCGCUUUAUCAAUUUGUAACUGGUAGAUGGCUGCCCAAGCAGCGCAAGGUUGCCGCUCUAUUCAGACAGAUAACUCAUCUUCAAGCACGUUUCGACUCUUGCUAUCCCAGGCUUGUGGCUCGACAUGAUAUCAAAUUUGCAUUCAAACUAGCCAGAGAAGCAAUAGUUCCUCAGAUCACACAAACUGAAGAUCCUGUCCCAAAGAAGCUAAAUGAGACUUGUGUUAUUUGUUUGGAGGAUUGUGAUGUUAAUAGGAUGUUUGCGGUUGAUGGCUGCUUGCAUCGGUACUGCUUUUCUUGUAUGAAACAACACAUGGAAGUGAAAUUACUUCAAGGUUUGGUGCCAAAGUGUCCGCACGAGGGCUGUAUGAUCGACCUCAACGUUGAUAGCUGCACAAAAUUCUUGACACCUAAAGAUAUGGCUACCAUGCGCCAACAUCUUAAAGAGGCUUCCAUACCAGUUUCUGAGAAAGUUUAUUGCCCAUAUCCGAAAUGCUCGGCUCUAACGACAAAAGGCGAGGCCUUGGAAUACACUAAAGAUGUUCUUGGUAGUGCCAACCAAUCUGGAUUGAGGAAAUGCAUCAAGUGUCAUGGUCUUUUCUGCAUCAACUGCAAGGUUCCUUGGCAUAAUCUCGUUUCAUGCAGGAACUAUAAAGGGUCAAGUAAUCUGGAAUUAGAAGAUGUGAAAUUGAAGUCCCUGGCAUCGACGUGCCUGUGGCGCCAAUGUGUGAAAUGUAAUCACAUGAUUGAACUUGCUGAAGGUUGCUAUCACAUGACUUGCAGAUGCGGUCACCAGUUUUGCUAUAAAUGUGGAGCGGAAUGGAAAGUUAAAAAGGCGACGUGUUCUUGCCCGCUCUGGAGUGAGGAUUGUAUCUGGUAUAAUGAUAAUAAUAGGGAAUUGGAUCUUGAUGGUAUAUACUUAGAUGAAGAAGAAGAAGAAGAAGAAGAGUUUUAUGAUUCAGAUGAUGAACAUUAUUAUCUUUGAUCAAAAAAUGAGAAAGAAUAGAAAAACAAUCCUUCUUGUUUAUCUUCAAUUUGAGUCAAAUGAUCUGAUCCAA